Penicillium antarcticum is the source of this 231-nucleotide messenger RNA. RefSeq lists its product as uncharacterized. The transcript is spliced from 2 exons. NCBI's taxonomy places the organism in Eukaryota, Fungi, Ascomycota, Eurotiomycetes, Eurotiales, Aspergillaceae. The record is from RefSeq and is a predicted model, not a curated record. The coding region runs from base 1 to 231 and encodes 76 amino acids.
AUGGACGGCGCAAGGGAGAAGGGCAAAUGGGACUUCAGCCAAGUCACGUUCUCCCCGACUGCCCAACGAGCGGCUCGUCGGGAGACCCGUAACCAGACCCAACGGAACGCACGAUUUUGUACCAAGCGAUAUUUCUGCGCUAUGGGCAACAAGACGCACGGUCAUGGCCUCAAACAUGUCGACAUGAAUGAUACGCUGCUGUUUGCGAGUGGAAAUUUAGAAAAGGAUUAA